[Candida] anglica is the source of this 487-nucleotide messenger RNA. The record is from the annotation of a GenBank genome assembly. NCBI's taxonomy places the organism in Eukaryota, Fungi, Ascomycota, Pichiomycetes, Serinales, Debaryomycetaceae.
AAAGGGACACAACAAUAAUGAGUAGAUGGGCCGAUAAAAUAGGAACGAAUGGAUCUCAAGGAGGUAACUCUCAGGGACAUUCUCAGGGAAACUCUCAAGGAAGGGGGAACCAAACAACAACCCACUCCAACUCACAAUCAUUGAAUGGAGAUCAUAAGAAAAAAUCACAAGUUACCAAAGAAGAAAGUUUUAAUUCAACAGAAAUUUUGGAAUAUCUUCAUAGAAAUUUCCAAAAACAUCUAGCAAAUUCAAAUACUCUGAUAGAUACUGUACUUUAUAAAUCACAAGAGGGGAAUUCUCAAUGGAAAACAAAGCCACCAUCCAAGAAAAUUAAUUCUAAAUAUAACCCAAGGACUGUGAUUAGACUGGACCAAAAGGCAAGUCUUGAUCUUUUAUUUGAAUUGAAUAGAUCGAUAUAUCAACAAUCCAAGGUUGAAGGCAACAAGAAUAGGACAUAGAGAACAGGUUAUAGAGUGUAUAUUAAUAG